Molecule: messenger RNA, 852 nt
Organism: Neoarthrinium moseri
Lineage: Eukaryota; Fungi; Ascomycota; Sordariomycetes; Amphisphaeriales; Apiosporaceae
Exons: 4
Coding region: 1-852 (283 amino acids)
Molecular function (GO): GTPase activity; GTP binding
Source: RefSeq, a predicted model, not a curated record
AUGGCCGAUGAUCGCAAGGACCCCAAGCCUGCCAGCCCCCUGGGCGGCAAGUUUGUGCCUAUCCGCAUCACCGAUGACAUGGCCCCCGAGGUCCAGGAGUACCUGCUCAAGAACGGCCUCGGUACUCGUGCCAUCAGCCUCCCCCAGUCUCUCGGCGCUGGUCCCCCGCCCAGACUGUCGCACAAGCCGUAUGACUUCGAGGACUGGCAGAAGCAGUUUGCCCGGUUUGCUGAUGCUGACUUGACUUUCCACAGAUACGACUACCUUUUCAAGCUGCUGCUGAUCGGUGACUCGGGUGUCGGCAAGUCCUGCUUGCUGCUCCGUUUCGCUGACGACACCUAUACCGAGUCCUACAUCUCCACCAUCGGCGUCGAUUUCAAAAUCCGCACUAUUGAGCUCGAUGGUAAGACCGUCAAGCUUCAGAUCUGGGACACCGCCGGCCAGGAGCGUUUCCGUACCAUCACCUCGUCGUACUACCGUGGUGCCCACGGUAUCUGCGUCGUCUACGAUGUUACCGACAUGGACUCCUUCAACAACGUCAAGCAGUGGCUCCAGGAGAUUGACCGCUACGCCACCGAGGGCGUCAACAAGCUUCUCGUGGGCAACAAGUCCGAUAUGUCGGACAAGAAGGUCGUCGAGUACACUGUCGCCAAGGAGUUCGCCGACAGCUUAGGCAUCCCGUUCUUGGAGACUUCGGCCAAGAACGCCUCCAACGUCGAGCAGGCUUUCCUGACCAUGGCCCGCCAGAUCAAGGAGCGCAUGGGCUCGCAGGCUACCACGAACACCAAGCCCGGCAUCCAGGUCAGCCCCGGCCACAACGUCUCCUCGAACUCUGGCGGUGGCUGCUGCUAA